UUCAGAUGUUACGCGAUGUUACAGCUGACUGGUUCGUCUUCACCACUUUAUUAUUGCAGGAACAGACAAGGUUACGCUUUUCAACAAGAAUAACCCAUCAUUCCGUCAGAAAGUUGAAUCCACAUUGUUUCACAUGGAAGCGUAAAACUUGCCAAAGCACCAUGGGGUGAAUGUUCAUCUGGUGAUGAAGGACGGUCGUGACAGAACUUACAGACGUCACCAUGGUGAAGGAGAGUCUGCCCAGCUGGGUCCACCCGGACCCUGACGAGGGUCUGGUCCACGUGAACGUAGGCGGUCUGAAGAGAAGCCUCUGCUCCAGCACACUGAGGAAGUUCCCCGACACCCGACUGGGGAAACUGCUGGCGUGUGAUUCAGAGGAGGACAUCCUGCAGGUGUGCGACGACUACGACGUGCAGCAGAAGGAGUUUUAUUUCGACCGCAAUCCUGGCUUGUUCCCUUAUGUCCUCAACUUUUAUCAGACCGGAAAACUUCACGUGAUGGAGGAGCUGUGUGUCUUCUCAUUCAGUCAGGAGAUCGAGUACUGGGGCAUCAAUGAGUUCUUCCUCGACACGUGCUGUAGUUACCGCUACCACGACCGCAAGUUGGAGAGCAGCCGGCAUCGCCACUGGGACGACGAGAGCGACGUGAGCAGCGUGGACACAUCUGUGGAUGAGAUAUCUGACUUACACAGGGACAUGCAGCAUUUCCAGGAGGUGCGUUACGGCAACAUCAGGAAGUGCCUGUGGCUGACGCUGGAGAACCCAGGUUACUCCAUCCCCAGCAAGCUGUUCAGCCUGCUGUCCAUCGGGGUGGUGCUCACAUCCAUCUCCAUCAUGUGCAUUAACAGCAUCCCAGAGUAUCAGACUUUUGACUCUGAUGGAAAGUUGGUGGAGGACCCGACCAUGCAGGCUCUGGAGGUGUUCUGCACCUGCUGGUUCACCUUUGAGGUCGUGACGCGGCUGCUGCUUGCACCAAACAGGAAGAAGUUCUUUCACCACCCGCUCAACAUUAUCGACAUGGUGUCUGUGGUCCCCAUCUACAUCACCCUGGCCUUUGACGUGACUCUGGGUUCAGAGUCUGAACUGGGAAACGUGGGACGACUCGUACAGGUGUUCCGGUUAAUGAGGAUCUUCAGGGUUCUGAAACUGGCCCGACACUCUACAGGCCUGCGCUCGCUGGGGGCAACGCUUCGGCACAGCUACCGCGAGGUCGGCAUACUGCUGCUCUACCUGGGCGUAGGAGUCUCCGUCUUCUCUGGAAUCGCUUACACCGCUGAAUGUGAGGAGGACGUGGGUCUGGACACCAUCCCUGCCUGCUGGUGGUGGGGGACGGUCAGCAUGACCACGGUGGGUUACGGCGACGUGGUGCCCGUCACGGUGGCCGGGAAGCUGGCGGCGAGCGGCUGCAUCCUGGGCGGCACCCUGGUGGUGGCGCUGCCCAUUACCAUCAUCUUCAAUAAGUUCUCCCACUUCUACCGGCGGCAGAAGGCUCUGGAGGCGUCGGUGAGGAACAACAACCUCAAGAGGAUGAGGAUGAGCUGCGAGAACGAGCCGGAGGAGGACGAGGAGGAGGACGAGGAGUCGGGCGGGGACAGCCAGUACGAGGAGGACGACGACAUCGAUGACAUAGAGGAGGAUGAUAUAAACUAUGAGAAUGAAGGAGGCGUGAUAAACUACAGUUACGUGGAGCAUCCGUCCUACGCAUCGAUAAUGAGAAAGAAGGGUCCGUAUCAGCUGUGAAGAUGGCUGGUGGGCUGGUGGGCGUUCACGACCUCUACAUGGAGGCUAAAGACUAAAGAUCCGAUCUUGGUCUGGUUCAUAUUUGACCAACAUCUAAAUCAAAACCGCCCAAAACAGAGAAACUGAAACUGCGGCUUCUGAGCGUGAGCGUCUUCAAACAUCCGUGAUUGAUGGCCGCCACCAAAGCUCUGACCAGACGUAGGGUUGGUGCUUCAGGCCAGAUUCACGAGCUGUACUUUAGUUGGAGUUUUGUUCUCGUAUUGAACCGUAACAACCUGAUAAAAGCAAUUAGAGCAGAAGAACUGAGCUGAACUCAAAUAGCAUGCACACUUAUGUAAUAAAGUGAAUAAAAAUAC
Molecule: messenger RNA, 2095 nt
Organism: Cololabis saira (Pacific saury)
Lineage: Eukaryota; Metazoa; Chordata; Actinopteri; Beloniformes; Belonidae
Product: potassium voltage-gated channel subfamily S member 2
Exons: 10
Coding region: 222-1739 (505 amino acids)
Biological process (GO): regulation of delayed rectifier potassium channel activity; protein homooligomerization; potassium ion transmembrane transport
Cellular component (GO): voltage-gated potassium channel complex; membrane
Molecular function (GO): protein binding; delayed rectifier potassium channel activity
Source: RefSeq, a predicted model, not a curated record